GCUUUUGAUUGGAGGCCAACUCCCCUCUCAUCCUAUUCUUCAAGCGCUCUCCCCCCUUCUCUAGAAGCAGCCAGUCAGCAGGAGUACUCGCUCGUUGCCAUCAUCACGAGCUAGCUCGAUUAAGCACAGAUAGUGCAUCAAUGGCCUCCACCGCCCAGCUUCUCGGCCACCUCGCCGGCUCCACCGCCACAGCCAGCCUUAGCUUCACGCCUGUCAGCGGCGGCGGCAGCAGCAAGGUCAGGUUCCUGCCGGCGACGGCGCAGAGGCGCCGCGUGGUGGCGCGCCCGCGGGCCGCGGUGUCCGGCGCGGAGAAGGAGAAGGCCAAGCCGGCCGAGUCCGGAAGCAAGGAGGACGAGCGCGUGGUGCAGGUGCACAGCGCGGAGGAGUUCGACAGCGCGCUCCAGAAGGCCAAGAACAGGCUGGUGGUGGUGGAGUUCGCGGCGAGCCACAGCGUGAACAGCAAGCGCAUCUACCCGUGCAUGGUGGACCUCAGCCGCACCUGCGGCGACGUCGACUUCCUCCUCGUCAUGGGCGACGAGUCGGAGGCCACGCGGGAGCUGUGCCAGCGGGAGGGCAUCACCCAGGUGCCGCACUUCUCCUUCUACAAGGGCACCGAGAAGGUGCACGAGGAGGAGGGCAUCGGCCCCGACCAGCUCGCCGGCGACGUUCUCUACUACGGCGACAACCACGCCGGCGUCGUGCAGCUGCACAACCGGGCGGACGUGGAGGCGCUCAUGGCCGAGAACAGCGGCGAGGACGGCAAGCUGCUGGUGCUGGACGUCGGGCUCAAGCACUGCGGGCCCUGCGUCAAGGUCUACCCCACCGUCGUCAAGCUCUCCCGCUCCAUGGCCGACACCGCCGUCUUCGCGCGCAUGAACGGCGACGAGAACGACGCAUGCAUGCAGUUCCUCAAGGACAUGGAGGUCGUCGAGGUGCCCACCUUCCUCUUCAUCAGGGACAAGAAAAUCGUGGGCCGCUACGUCGGCUCCGGCAAGGGCGAGCUCAUCGGCGAGAUCCUCCGCUACCAGGGCGUCAGGGUCACAUACUAACUAAGGGAACCACCAAGCCAUCACCACUCACCAGCCGAAUUAAGUUGGAUCAUCCCUAGUUCCCUACCCUACACAGUCACAGGUAGCAGUAGCAGCACAAAUGAAUUGAGAGACAAGCAAUUGAUGCUUCAUGUAAUUCUAUACUAUAUAUACUUGUUACUGCCGCAUCAAUCGAUGCUAUAGGUUCAUAUUUAGACAUUUUCAUCAUGCUCUUAAUUACCUGGUAUUGGGCGCCAAUCACAUACGGUUAUAGCAGUAAUAGAAUUUUCGAGUGCAAAUUGUAAUAAGUUUAUUAUAUUGUUUUUACUGUGAUA
Molecule: messenger RNA, 1363 nt
Organism: Triticum aestivum (bread wheat)
Lineage: Eukaryota; Viridiplantae; Streptophyta; Magnoliopsida; Poales; Poaceae
Product: thioredoxin-like protein CDSP32, chloroplastic
Exons: 1
Coding region: 141-1049 (302 amino acids)
Molecular function (GO): oxidoreductase activity, acting on a sulfur group of donors, disulfide as acceptor
Source: RefSeq, a predicted model, not a curated record